Molecule: messenger RNA, 735 nt
Organism: Laccaria bicolor S238N-H82
Lineage: Eukaryota; Fungi; Basidiomycota; Agaricomycetes; Agaricales; Hydnangiaceae
Exons: 9
Coding region: 1-735 (244 amino acids)
Source: RefSeq, a predicted model, not a curated record
AUGGCCGCCCCCGCGACGUAUACUGGGAUAGCCAUAUCUAAUUGCGUCCAGCUUAUCGGUACUAUCAUCACUUGGUUUUUGUCGGGGUCAUUAUUGGUGCAAUGCUACGAUUUCUUCUGCACCGAUCAUUUGAAUGGGGACUUGAAAUUCAUCAAAGUAGCGGGUGUGCAUCAUCGCGAUUUUCCUUGUCCCGCCUUCAUGUACCAAAUAUUAGUUUGGGUGCGGUCGAUGGCUGUGACUGCGGGUGCUUGGCAAAGCUUAAUAGUUGCAUGGGGAAACCCAACAAUUUUCACUGGCCCUUCCGUGUUUCCCGUCUUUACCGUACCACUCACUGGGAUAGGCGAGUCUUCCACUCAACCGAUCCUUCAACGUACUGACUUCGCCAUUGAUAGAAUCCUGCGUUGUUCAGAUUUUUUUUGCCUGGUGGCGUUGAUGCAAUUAGCGGCUGCGUUUGCCCGUGGAGUAGCUCAUACUUUAGACCUUUCAGCUGAGCUCGUACAGGCAAAAUUAGAAUCCUCAUUCAAGUCAACGAAGCGUAUUAUCGAUCGUCUCAUUAUUGUAACUUUGGAGACCGCCGCCGUCACCCUGAUCACGACUCUUGUUCAACUAAUUUUAUAUUCAAGAUCUCCGACAAAUUCGCUCAACCGAGUUGGCAUAAUGUACAUUUUGGGGGGCUUCAAAGUACUACGGCGCCUCUGUCAUCCAUAUUCGAGGAAGCCCCAAGCAGCGAAGUAG